AUGUGUGAUUUGUUCACAGUGCAAAAACGGGCUCGCAUCACAGAAGUCUGCUCAAGCCCUUCGCCACCUGAGACACGUGACUCCAAGACCCCCGUCCAGACGUCUCCCCUCGCCUCUCCACCCCCUAGAUCCCCAUCCGACCACGAACUCAACGUAGAAGAAGAGUUGGAUCAUUCAGAACCAUCGCUUACGCCUGAAAAUUUAUCACUAAAGGAACGGCAGGAUGAUGUAAAGAAAGAAGAUGACGACAAAUGGGACUCUAGCUUCAAAUACAGGCGCGGGAAACCAGAAGCUCUCAUGCCCGAAUCACUCGACGAUUCCACGCCAUUCCAUAAGUCACCAGUUGAUGUACUUCUUAAAGUGUUCCCAAGGCGAAGCAGACAGGAAAUCGAAGCCAUCCUCGCCAGAUGCAAGGGUGAUGUAGUCGCUGCUAUGGAGACCAUGGUAAACGGUCCUGAGUCGUCGUACAUGACGCCAGAAUCCCCAUAUAUGCAAAGCUACCAGUCAAAAUCAGCCUUCUCCCCCCUCUCGAACCAAAGCUUCAAGUUUUCCCCAUCAAGAAGGUUUUUGACACCUCCUUACAGCGGCACUGGUUACUUACCAACUGUCAUAAGGCCACCACCAGAGUACUUAUCUUCGUUUCUGCCCCCAUCGGAGCUUAUGUACGGCAGGCAGUUGCAAGUGCCGUCACCAGGGACGUCUCCAACUUCUGAUAAUACGAACAACGAAGGUUUCUCCGAUUAG
Molecule: messenger RNA, 744 nt
Organism: Leptosia nina
Lineage: Eukaryota; Metazoa; Arthropoda; Insecta; Lepidoptera; Pieridae
Source: the annotation of a GenBank genome assembly